AUGGUGACCCUCAUCUGCAGCGUGACCGUGACCGCCCUCUGGCCUCCCAGGAGAAGCGUUCAUGUUGUCCGUCAGCAACUGCGCCGCUUCUCCAACAAGUUCGAGCUCUACGCGAACGCGCCCAUCCCCGCCAACAAGCGCAGGUUCGUGCCCGACUCGGGCUUCUAUCCAAAGGGAUUCUCCGUCGCCAGCAUCAAUGCCGGCAUCAACAGCACGAAGAGAACCCGGCCGGACUUGACCAUGGUCAAGUCCGACGUGCCGUCUUGCGGGGCGGCGGUUUUCACUCGGAAUAAAUUCCCCGCCGCUUCUGUCACGGCGUCGCGGAAACACCUCUCGGCGACCAAGGGGAACGGACUUCGAGGCGUCAUCGCGAACGCCGGGUGUGCGAACCUGUUCACUGGCCAGGCCGGGCUGGACGAUGCCGCAGCCAUGAUGAAUACGGCCAACGAGCUGUUGGUGUCACCAUCUUCUGCCACCGUAGCUGUUGGGGAGACACCGCCUUCCGUGAUAGUCAUGCAUACUGGUAAGGGGGGUGAGAGGCUUCCUAUGGAUAAGGUCCUCCAAAGCAUCCGACACCUCCCCGAUCGCAUGGGAAAUUCACAUCAGCAUUGGCUGGGAGCUGCUGAGGCGAUAUGCACCACCGACACCUUCCCCAAGCUCGCCUCUCGACAGUUCGAAUUGCCCUCCAACCCGGGUAUCGUCUAUUCCAUGGCCGGGAUCACCAAGGGCGCCGGCAUGAUUCACCCCAACAUGGCCACGACGCUGGGCAUCAUCUGCACGGAUGCUCCCAUCCUGGCUUCGGACCUACAGGCACUCCUCGCGGACGCCACAGACAAGACGUACAACUGCAUCUCCAUCGAGGGAGACACGUCGACCAACGACAUGGUCGCCAUAUUCGCGAACGGUGCCGCGGGCGGGAAGACGAUCGGCCAAGACGCGGAACGCUCGACAGAGGCGGCGGCCCGGGACGAUUUCCGCGCCUUCAAGCAGGCCCUGGACGAGCUCAUGACGGAGAUGGCGAAGCUGGUCGUGCGAGACGCCGAGGGAGCGACCAAGUUCAUCACAAUCCGCGUUCGGGGCGCGUGGUCGCCCGCCCGCGCCAGGCGCGUCGCCGGCGCCGUGGCCCGUUCCGUCCUGGUCAAGACGGGCGUCACGGCCGGCGACCUAAAGAACUGGGGCGGGACCGUCCUGGCGGCGGUCGGAUCCUCGCUGCUCGACGUUCCCGGGCCCCGGGACCACGAGCUCGGAGACGGCCCUGAUCCAGAGGCGCUGCGGGUGGACGAGAGCCGAGCCAUCAUCCCGGAGCGCGUUUCGCUGAGCGUGUUGCCCGUCGGGCGUCUGGCGGCCACGGAGAGGCCGGUGGUCGUGCUCCGGAGGGGCAUGCCGAUGGACGUGGACGCGUCGGCGGCCAGGGCUCUGCUCGAGCAUGAAGAUAUUGAAGCGCUCAUUGAUAUGGACGAUGCCGAUUUGGAUGACGAGAAGGAUGGGAGGACGUCUCACAAACAGAAAUAUGAGGCAGUUUACUGGACAUCAAAUCUGACGCAGGACUUUGUCGCUGUGAACGGCGGAUAG
Molecule: messenger RNA, 1572 nt
Organism: Colletotrichum aenigma
Lineage: Eukaryota; Fungi; Ascomycota; Sordariomycetes; Glomerellales; Glomerellaceae
Product: Arginine biosynthesis bifunctional protein ArgJ 2
Exons: 2
Coding region: 1-1572 (523 amino acids)
Biological process (GO): L-arginine biosynthetic process; L-ornithine biosynthetic process
Cellular component (GO): mitochondrial matrix
Molecular function (GO): L-glutamate N-acetyltransferase activity, acting on acetyl-L-ornithine as donor; L-glutamate N-acetyltransferase activity, acting on acetyl-CoA as donor
Source: RefSeq, a predicted model, not a curated record